Oppia nitens is the source of this 4309-nucleotide messenger RNA. RefSeq names its product death-associated protein kinase 1-like. Gene Ontology annotation, biological process: signal transduction. Gene Ontology annotation, molecular function: protein binding. The transcript has 9 exons. Lineage: Eukaryota; Metazoa; Arthropoda; Arachnida; Sarcoptiformes; Oppiidae. The record is from RefSeq and is a predicted model, not a curated record. The coding region runs from base 896 to 4243 and encodes 1115 amino acids.
AUGUUUCAUAGUUUAUUGUCGCUAACAAUUAUAAUGAUAAUAAUUUGCAUAUCAAUGGUUUACUGUAAGCCUAUAAUCAUUACUGAAUUACCGGAGGAAAACAAGUCGCCGAUAAUUGUUGGAAAUUCAUUGGAAACACCACUAAAUGUUGAAUCAGAUGAAUCACCAGUUAAUGAUUCACAUGAAGUAAUGAUUAUCAACAGAAAUAAGAGGACAAUCAGUUUGCAGACAAUGACUCAACUGUGGAGAGCCAAAGGCGAGCUAAAGAUAGCGCUUCUCAAGUUCUGGAUAUUUAAGAUACGGAUUAUGAUCCGAUUGAUUGCCGGUAUGUUUGGUAUCAGACCUCGUCGACAGAGACCUAAUAAUAAUUAUCAACAACAACAACAACAACAACAACAGUACAAUCCCAAUGAUGGCACACAAUAUAUGAUACCCAACUUGAAUAUCGGUCCCAAUGUUAACCAAAACCAAAAUCAAUACCAGAAUCCAAUGAAUGGCAAUAAUAAUAAUAAUAAUCCAAAUGUUAACCAAAAGCAAUAUCCAGAAUAUCCAUUGAAUGGCAAUACUAACAAUAAUAAUGAUAAUAAUGAUAAUAAUAAUCCAAUGAAUCAAUUGUUUGCCAAUUCAAUGAGUAAUGCCAAUCAAUAUAAUUAUCUGAAUCGCUAUAAUAGUCAACAACAACAAGAUUUUGGUGGUAAUGACCAAGAUUAUGAAUUUGUCAAUUAUGACUUCCGAUUAGUUCCCGAAGAUUUUGCCACUCGAGACUUGGAGAUGAUAGGCGAUUGGUUUUAUAGAUUAUGGCAUAAAUUUUUAGAACGACGAAAACUUUGUGUCGGCCGCUCUGUUCGGUGCCGUAGAGGACGGAAAUCUUAAUGCCAUCCAUGAGCUGUUCCUCAUGUCUAAUGUCGAUCCCAAUCAAUGCAAUCGGCAUGGAGAGUCACUAUUACACUACUGUUCCGGUUUAGGAUAUCUGGAUAUUUUGAAGUUUUUACAUCAAAAAGGUGCCGAUAUUAAUGUCACAGAUGAUAGAGGCGAUUCAAUAGUACAUUGGUGUGCCCGACAAAAUCAUCCGUCAAUUAUCCGUUACUUUUACGAUACCAUAGCCAAUAUCAACCAAUUUAACAAAAAUUUGGAGACACCGUUACAUGUGGCCGCCCGGUACGGACACGUGGAGGCUAUUGAACAACUUUGCAAAUGUGGGGCCAAUGUUAACGCAAUUGAUGAGCACGGGGAGACAGCUAUGUUGAUAGCCGUAUGGCAUGGUUUCCCAAAAAUAGUACAUAUAUUAGGAGAAGUGGGCGCUCAGACUGAUAUCAAAAAUAAGGAGGGCGAGACAGCAUUGCACGUGGCGUCAGCCAGAGGUCAUAUCGAGUGUGUCCGCUGUCUACUGGAAGCCGGUGCCCGAACUGACGUCCGAAAUAAGAACUCGUACACACCGUUACAUUUGUCGCUGAAGAGACAGCACGUCGGUGUCGCCCAACUGAUACUGCGGGCCGGAGCCGAUAUCGAGGCCGUCGACGAUCGGGGCGAACGGCCAAUACAUUACGCUUCCCGAUCUAAUUUGCUACAGAUAUGCCAACACCUGUGCUCACUGGGCUGUAAUGUUAAUGCGUCCAACAAAAGCGGUUUAUAUCCCUUACAUUUAGCGGCAAAGAACGGUCACAUAGAGAUUGUCCGCUGUCUUUGUCUGGCCGGCAGUAUUGUCGACCAGAAGAAUCGUGACGCCAUUAUACCGCAAAUCUGUGCAAUAGCUCAGAACCAUAACGAAAUUGCCGACCUAUUGACCCGUUUAAGAAAUGAACAGACAAAAGAAGAAUAUAUAUUACAGUUGUCUUCAUCCAGCGGUGGUAGCGGUAGUGGUAGUAAUAACAAUAAUAAUAGUAGUAGUAUUAGUCAACCCAUACAACGAUUCAAAUUGAAGAUUAUGGGUCACUCGGGUUCAGGAAAGACAACACUAAUCGAGUCACUAAAGUGCGGUUACUUUAGCAGUUGGUUUAGGCGGUCAACUAAAUCGAUGAAUCAGUCACCGCAGCCAUCGAAAAUGAUACCAGAAUUUCCAUCAAACGGUUGGUCAUCAACAACAACUACAACAACUGAUCCAUCAUCGACGCCAACAACACCUACAACACCGAUAUCAACAAUAACAGCUCAAUUUGAAGCAAAUUUGAUGACAAAUCAUCGCGAGAACUGUACUUUGGGUAUCGAUUGCCAACAGGUAACCAUUUCGGGUGUCGGCGAUAUGAGUAUCUGGGAGUUUAGCGGAAACGAGUCAUACUAUCAAAUCUAUGACCACUUUGUCGGCAGCAAUAACUGUUUGCAUGCCAUCGUCUUUCGGCUCUGUGAUAGACUUGAAGUCCAAAUACAUAGCAUAAUGUUUUGGCUGUAUUUUCUGCAAAGUCGGACACCGGUAACCGAACCGUUAACCUAUUGCGGAAAGAGUAGCAAACCAUCAAAAGUAAUCAUUAUUGCCACUCACGCCGAUCUGGUCAGCGGCGGAACCAGCAGUGAUGAGAUACAGAGUAACCUAAAGACUAUUAUGCAAAGCGUGGGCAAUAAGUUUGACCACAUUUUCGACAUUCACGAACACAUCUUCGUAAUGGACGCCAUGGCUGUCGGUUCGCCGGCUAUGAAACAAUUGAAACAACAUCUGAGUUCAAUGAAACCGGUUGUCCUGCAAGGCAUACCUCAUUCGACCGGUUUCUUGGAAUCGGUAAUGACUUUUCUAAAUAUUUGCCGAAAAGCGUCGACCAAUUUUCCAGUUCUGUCGUCAAAUCAAUUCAAAGAGAUUAUCCGAUCGCAAAUCAAUCCGUUGGCCAGCGAUGAACAUUUCAAAGAAAUUCUAUUACAAUUGCAAACAAUGGGCGAAGUUUUAUACUUAAAGGCUAAGACAGAGAACAGUCAGGAUCUGAUUGUAUUGAAUCCCCGUUGGCUUACCAUCGAUAUAAUUGGCAACUUUUUGAGUCGCGAUUACAAUUGCAAAAGUCGUAUAACUGGUACCUAUUCUAUUGAUGACAUACAGAUGGAAUUGCCGGAUACCGAUGCUCUCGAUUUGCUACAAGUGCUCGAAGCCAUCUCCCUAUGCAUCCAAUGCGAUCACGAAGGAGACAUUGCCUACGAAUUUCCCUGUUUUAUACUCAGAGAACCAAUUGAUGAUAUUUGGCCUCAAAAUAAUAUCAUUUACGCCGACGGCGCCUACUGUGGUGUACGCAUCCAAUGCGAACCCGAGGUCCCCAGCGGUCAGAUACUGGUCUGUCUAUUCUCACGCAUACAGAUAUGUCUGAGAAGUGCCGUUAAGUCACAUCCGGACUUUGAAGUCUACGAACUGUACAAUUGGUUCAAACAAACUAAACUAACUGUCGGCCCAUUGGAAGCGCUCAUCACCGCCAACGCCAUCAGCGAAUCAAUUGAAGUCAGACUUCGCGGACCAAAACACAUGCGGAUCGAGUGCUUUCUAUUCAUGGAAGACAUACUUAAUAUUAUCGACACCAGUGUCUCGCAGAUAUGUCCCGGUUUUGUCUUCGAGAGACACUAUUUCUCGCCAAAACACUUGAGUGAACACAAAGAGAAUCUCUCGUCAUAUUCUUCGUAUUCAAUUCUCAAAGCAUUGUUAUCGUCGGAUAACAGCGAAUCAGUGGUCAAACAGACGAUCAAAAGUAGCGAUUCGGUGAUCGAAGAGAAAAUCUCAGACAUAAUUUGUUUCGGAAUCGAUGACAUCAAUUCCAUACGAAGAACCAACAAAUUUACGUCAAUUCCUUCAUUCAGUUCCUUAAUGUCGUCACCGGUUUCGUCGCCGGCGUUCAAGUGGACAGAAGGCGGACCAACACUAGUGCCGAGUCUUCAUUCGUCCAAUUUAUCGCUUCUAACAAAACAACGUCUGUGCGCUGUCUUGGAUCCGCCCGAACCCAUUGGCCGGGACUGGUGUAUGUUAGGCAUACUAUUGGGAAUGACCGAUAAGCUGCCAAAAUUAGAUCCCGGAGCCAAUGCACAGCUCAGUCCUACCGCCCGUGUAAUCGACGAAUGCAUUCGAGAGCCGACGUCUACCAUCAGAGUGUUGGUCAAGAAAUUGGAAGAAUUGACUCGAAUCGACGCCAUCGAUGUCAUACUCAAGACGGGACCACUGUUCAGGAUAUUUCCAACAUCAUCGCAACCGGAAGGAUGUCUGCCCUAUAAUGACGAAACCGGAACAGUUAGCAGUGGUAUCAGUAGCGGAUCCCAGGCUUCCAGUUCUAACCUUUCGCGAUGAUGUCAUCCGUCCGUCCACUUUCAUACACCAAUCAAUCAGACCAUCCAUUUUCAUGCCAUUUAUAUU